AUGUCAGGCGGAGGAAAUCAGCCAGCCGAUGCUGUAGUCGAAGAAGAUGCCGCUGAAUGCAAGUUUCCGAAGGAGUUCGAGGGAUCAAAUUGCGACGCUCUUCUCACCGCUGAGGUCUUUUUGCUUCUUGAACAUCGUCGCCAGCAGAGCGAAAAUAAAGAUGAAAUUGAGGAGAUGAGCGAGGUUUUCAUUAAAACCCUCAACUAUGCCCGUCGUAUGGCCAGAUUCAAGAACCGCGAGACGAUUCGUGCCAUUCGUUGCUGCUUCUCCGAGAAGAACUUCCACAAGUUCGAAGUUGCUCAGGUCGCGAACCUCUGUCCAGAAACGGCGGAAGAAUGCAAGGCUCUCGUACCAUCUCUCGAAAAUAAAAUCGAAGACGCUGAGCUCGAUGAGCUUUUGAAGGACGUUCAGGCAAAACGCACAUUCCAAUAA
Caenorhabditis bovis is the source of this 432-nucleotide messenger RNA. Lineage: Eukaryota; Metazoa; Nematoda; Chromadorea; Rhabditida; Rhabditidae. The record is from the annotation of a GenBank genome assembly.